Molecule: messenger RNA, 3635 nt
Organism: Ilex paraguariensis (yerba mate)
Lineage: Eukaryota; Viridiplantae; Streptophyta; Magnoliopsida; Aquifoliales; Aquifoliaceae
Source: the annotation of a GenBank genome assembly
CGGUGGUACGGCUGACGGCCGCUGCCACUUUCUUUCGCCUCCAACUUUAUUUCUUCCCCCACACAGUCACCAACUAACGUCGCCUCACCGCCGUUUACCCAUAUGUCCAUCUCUCUCUCUAUCAAACCCACUAUCUUCUCUGCAGUUGUGCCUGUUGAUUCUCUCUCUUCAUAAAACACGAGCGUUAACACUCUCUUCCUUACGGUUCACGCCAAACGCCUGUUUUCUCUUCUAUCACUGUGCUUUCUGUCUCUGUGGUUGCCUCACUAUGGGGUGCCUGGGAGAGAAAACGAAGGGAACUUCUUGAUAAAAAAAAAAAACAGGGUCUGCACAUUCUCAAGCAUUUUUUUCUCUCUCUACUGUCACUUCAGGCUAGUCUCUCUUUGGUUUGCUAAUGGAGGAGAGAACUUCGCUUCCGGGGAAGAACCGUAUGCUCGGUAUUUGUUGUGUAAUGGUGGUGUUUGUGUUUCUGUGUCCUACCGCUUCAUCACUCGACGACGAAGGGAAGGCAUUGAUGUCGGUUAAAGCGUCUUUUAGCAACAUAGCCAAUGAAUUACUGGACUGGGAUGAUGUUCAAAAUGAUGAUUUCUGUUCUUGGAGAGGCGUAUUUUGUGGCAACGUUGGCAUGUCUGUUAUUUCUCUGAAUUUAUCAAAUUUGAAUUUGGGUGGGGGAAUUUCGUCAGCCAUCGGAGACUUGAAGAGUCUGCAAUCUGCGGACCUCCAGGGAAACAAGUUAACUGGUCAAAUUCCAGAUGAGAUUGGCAACUGUGUUUCGCUAGUGCUUCUGGAUUUAUCUGAUAAUUUGCUUUACGGUGACAUACCCUUUUCAAUAUCUAAGCUUAAGCAGCUUGAGCUAUUGAAUCUGAAAAACAAUCAGUUGACGGGUCCCAUACCAUCAACAUUAACGCAGAUUCCAAACCUGAAAACUCUUGAUCUAGCUAGAAAUCAGCUUACAGGUGAGAUACCAAGGUUAAUCUACUGGAACGAAGUACUACAGUAUCUUGGCCUGCGUGGCAAUUCAUUAACAGGAACACUGUCUCCUGAUAUGUGCCAAUUGACUGGCUUGUGGUAUUUUGAUGUUAGAGGCAAUAACUUGACUGGAACAAUCCCAGAAAGCAUUGGCAAUUGUACUAGUUUUGAAAUAUUGGAUAUCUCAUACAAUCAGAUCACUGGGGAGAUUCCGUAUAAUAUUGGGUUUCUGCAAGUGGCUACCCUGUCUCUACAAGGUAAUAGGCUGACUGGAUCGAUUCCUGAGGUGAUAGGUCUAAUGCAAGCCCUCGCAGUUCUGGACUUAAGUGAGAAUGAACUAGUUGGCCCAAUUCCACCAAUUCUCGGCAAUUUAUCUUAUACCGGAAAACUGUACCUCCAUGGCAACAAGCUUACGGGAACAAUCCCUCAGGAGCUUGGAAAUAUGUCAAAGCUGAGCUACUUGCAAUUAAAUGAUAAUCAGCUAGUUGGUGGGAUUCCUGCUGAACUUGGAAAACUGGAGCAACUUUUUGAAUUGAAUCUUUCCAAUAACAAUCUGGAAGGGCCCAUUCAUCAAAAUAUCAGCUCCUGCACUGCACUGAAUCACUUCAAUGUGCAUGGUAAUCGCCUUAAUGGAUCAAUUCCUUCUGGGUUCCGAAAUCUAGAGAGCCUAACAUAUCUGAAUCUAUCAUCAAAUUAUUUUAAGGGCACCAUACCUGUUGAGCUUGGGCGGAUUGUCAAUCUUGAUACAUUGGACCUCUCUAGCAAUGAUUUCUCAGGACUUGUUGCUGCUUCUGUUGGUGAUCUCGAGCACCUUCUUACCUUAAAUUUGAGUCACAAUCAUCUUGAUGGGCCAAUUCCAGUGGAAUUCGGGAAUCUCAGAAGCAUACAAAUUAUUGAUAUUUCAUUCAACAAACUAUCUGGUGCUAUCCCUGAAGAGUUGGGUCAGUUGCUAACUAUCGUUUCUCUGAUUUUGAAGAAUAACAAUCUGAAUGGAGAGAUUCCUGAUCAACUAAUCAAUUGUUUCAGCCUUACUACUCUGAAUGUUUCGUACAACAAUUUGUCAGGUGCCAUUCUGCCUAGCAGAAACUUUUCCCGAUUUUCACCAGACAGCUUUAUUGGAAAUCCAUUGUUGUGUGGAAACUGGUUAGGUUCAAUAUGUGACUCUUAUGGACAAAAAUCUAAAGCUAUGUUCUCCAGGACUGCAGUGGUUUGCAUAACAUUAGGCUUCAUCAUGCUAUUAUCCAUGGUGAUAGUAGCCGUUUACAAAUCCAACCAACCUAUGCCUUUUAUCAAAGGAUCCAACAGGAGUGCUCAAGGUCCUCCCAAACUUGUAAUUCUUCACAUGGAUAUGGCUAUUCACACCUAUGAAGAUAUCAUGAGGAUUACUGAGAACUUGAGUGAGAAGUACAUUGUGGGCUAUGGUGCUUCAAGCACGGUCUAUAAGUGUGCGUUGAAGAAUUCCCGACCUAUUGCAAUUAAGCGAGUUUACACUCACUAUCCGCACACCUUGCGAGAGUUCGAAACUGAGCUGGAGACUAUUGGCAGCAUCAGGCACAGAAACCUUGUCAGUUUGCAUGGCUACUCGCUUUCCCCCCAUGGAAAUCUCCUCUUUUAUGAUUACAUGGAGAAUGGUUCUCUGUGGGAUCUUCUUCAUGGACCAUCUAAGAAGGUGAAACUUGAUUGGGAAACACGUCUGAAAAUUGCAGUUGGAGCUGCUCAAGGGCUUGCUUAUCUUCACCAUGAUUGCAACCCUAGAAUUAUUCAUAGGGAUGUGAAAUCCUCAAACAUUCUGUUGGAUGAGAAUUUUGAGGCUCAUCUUUCUGAUUUUGGGGUUGCCAAGUGUAUCCCGACUACAAAAACUCAUGCAUCCACUUAUGUUCUGGGCACUAUUGGAUACAUUGACCCAGAGUAUGCUCGGACUUCUCGGUUAAAUGAAAAGUCGGAUGUUUAUAGCUUUGGUAUUGUUCUUCUGGAGCUACUCACUGGAAAGAAAGCUGUGGACAAUGAAUCUAACUUGCAUCAAAUGAUAUUGUGCAAGGCAGAUGACAACACGGUGAUGGAGGCUGUGGAUCCCGAGGUUUCAAUUACAUGCAUGGAUUUAUCCCAUGUAAGAAAGACCUUUCAACUUGCCUUGCUGUGCACAAAGCAACAUCCUUCCGAGAGACCAACAAUGCUUGAGGUGGCAAGGGUUCUGCUAUCCUUAGUUCCAGCUCCUGCAUCUAAACCUUGCCUAGCUCCCUCAAAGACUAUUGACUAUGCACAAUUCGUGAUUGAAAAAGGGCAAUCUCAGCUGAAAACGGGGCAGCUGCAAAACCAGCGUGACAGUAAUUCCUCUGAUGCACAGUGGCUUGUUAAAUUCCGUGAAGUUAUAUCUAAAAACACCCUUUAAGAGUUUAGUUUGCUUCUUUUGCAUAGCCAGCGCAAUUAGUCCAAAAAUCCCAAAUUUUGUUUCCUCUAGGUGAUUUCUCAUUCGGGUAUAUUGGCAUAUCGUUUAGGUUGUUAUACAUUUUAAAGGAUAUUAUUUGUGAUGUUAGUAACAUUUGACCUUCAUCUAGGCAGUUGCUUUUGUCUCCCACUUUUGUACGAGUGAUUCAGGGAAGUUUCAGACUCUUGUUAUUUUUUGCUAUAUACUUUAGUUCCCAUGUGUGAAGUAGUAUGAACCCUUG